AUGUCAUGUGAUGUUGUAAUUUGUACUGAGCCAAACUGUUCAAGUACUGACACAUUUCUAUGCGUGAAACAUUGUCAACGUUAUGUAUGCUUUGAACACUUACAAGAACAUCAUCGUAUUUAUGAACAAGAGAAGAAUGAUUUACCGAAGGAAUUUCGUCGAAAAAUUCAAAGACGAUUUGCUUUAUAUAAUAGACUCAUUGAUGAAAAAAAGCUCAAUGAACAAGAAAAACGCGAUAUCGAAAUAGCCUGUACAGAAAUACGACGCACAUAUGAACAGCGAAGGCAUGACUAUCAUCAAUUACAAACAGAAGCAACAUCUGUAAUUGAACCAAAAUCAACAAUAAACGAUUUAAAAAAAUAUUUAGAAAAAUUAGAUGUUGCCAUUGAACGUGAACAACAACGAGAACGUGUUUAUUCAGAUUCGAAUGCACCAGUUAAUAUUAAACUUGAACCCAAUGAAUUUAUCGAUAAUAUAAAUUUUAAUAAUCAAAUAACCAAUCAUGUACAUCAUCUUGCAUCAAAUUCUCUAGCGAACAGUACAAGUUUAUCAAUCGACAAUCAAGAUAAUAAAUCUGAAAAUUCAUUGGCAGAGGAAGGAGAACAUAUAGCGAACAGUACAAGUUUAUCAAUCGACAAUCAAGAUAAUAAAUCUGAAAAUUCAUUGGCAGAGGAAGGAGAACAUAGUGAUUUGAAUUUUAGUGAUAUUGGUGAAAAUGAUUCAGACUAUGAAGAUAAUCAUCGUCGAAGAGCGUCAAACAAUCAUUCAACAUCGUCAUCAUCAAAUAUAAAUCAAUCUAUAACGAUUUAUCGUGGUUUAUGUCCUUUAACGCGUUCAGGUGUCUUUGGUAUUCUUCCAACGCACAAUAUUCGUUUAUGUGAAGGAAAAUCAAGUUGUCUCUAUAAUCAUUUACAAAGUUUUCACCACAUAACGGCCUGUAGUGCAUAUAAAAUUUGUAAAGCUCUUUUCAAACAACGCGAUUCGUUAACAACCGUACUUUUUGGUGCAAAAGAUGUACUAUAUAAUAAAAAUUUUCAUGUGGCAUGUCCAUUUAAUCAAGAUUCAAAAAAUCCAUUUGAUUGCCAACCAAAAUAUAUAAUAAAAGCUCCAUGUUCAUCAAAAAUAUCACGUUUUGAUAUGCCAAGACAUUUACGCGAUGUUCAUCAUGUUUAUCGGAAUUGUGCUCUUAAAAUAGUGGCUGAAAUGCGACGUUGUUCAAAAAACUCCGAUACAAUGGAUAUGGCUAUAUUAAAUCGUAACGUUUUUGAUAAGCAUGAAAAUAUUAUUGAAUUAAUUGAUGAAAAACCUAAUACACAAACUGUCAAAAAGAUUAAACGAGAAAAAUAA
Molecule: messenger RNA, 1347 nt
Organism: Rotaria socialis
Lineage: Eukaryota; Metazoa; Rotifera; Eurotatoria; Philodinida; Philodinidae
Source: the annotation of a GenBank genome assembly